CCUCUGGGGCUCACGAAGCUGUUCAGUCUGACUGUGUCCGCCACAGUCUCCGAUAUAUUUUCGAGUCGCGUGUUCAACUGUCACUAGUUGAAAACAACUCCUAGUGCUUACUACCGAUCAUCAUAGUGAUUUUAUCUAUCUUGGCUUAGGUUCUUCUAUUUCUGGAUCGAAUUAUAUGUCCCAAACAUGAUAAUUCGUUGGGGAAUCAUUUUUGGAUUAAUUCUGGUAUCAAUUUCAAUCGCCAUAGCUAAGAGAGACGAAGUAUCAGAAAACAGUUCGAAGUGCCCAAUAUUAACGGAAUGCCCUUUUCGAGCGGAGCCUUGCAGCGAGGAUGGUGACUGCUCUUUGGACUCGGUUUGUUGCAAAGCCCCAUGUGGAAAAGUUUGCACAAAACAACUGUUUACAGGAUGCCAGACGCUGAGAAUGGCAGCUUCGAGAAGAGCCAAAGCUCUGGGCGUGGACGCCAAAAAUGUUCGCAUGCCAAGAUGCAAUAAGAUGGGUGGUUUCGAACCCGUCCAAUGUGACAACGAAAUCAUAAGCUCCUGCUGGUGCGUGGACGAAGCAGGUUUUGAAUUGGCAGGGACUCGAGCACCUGCCGCAGCUUUAGUGAACUGCACAGCGCCCAAGCCUUGUGCCGAUCACACGUGCAGGAUGUUCUGUCCUCACGGAUUCGCCCUCACCGACGACGGAUGUCCUCUGUGUCGAUGUAGGGACCCUUGCGACGACGUGAAAUGUCCCAACGCCCUGGAAUGUCACCUGGAGGAGCUCGCCUGCGCAGAUCCACCCUGUCCUCCUGUACCAACCUGUAAACGUGGUCGAAGCUUAGACAACAUUUGUCCUGUUGGAGACCCACUCCGUAUAAGUGACACUGUUCGUCCCUUUUUGUGCGGCAAUGAUCCAGGAAAACCUCAGUGCCCACCCCUCUACCAAUGUCUGGUUCAGAAAGGAAACGACUACGGCGUCUGCUGCCCGGCCUCCCUGAAGAUCCAAAAAACGGGCACCUGCCCCGUGGAGGCCGAGGGGGGCGCCGAUUGCGGUGCCAUGUGCACUCACGACUUGGAGUGCCCCUCGGUGCAGAAGUGCUGCCGGACGGAGAAGUGCGGCUCAUCGUGCAUUCAUCCCAAGAAUGUGACAGAAUGCUGGCACCAACGCGCCCUCACCGAAAUCCUAGCAGUCAACGAGAGGGUUGGAAGGGGGUACAUCCCCAUGUGUUCGAAUGACGGCCAAUUCGAACCCAAACAGUGCAGUCGGAACGGCCUAGUCUGUUGGUGUGUGGACAGAUUGGGGAGGAAACUGAAGGGUUCCAUGGGACCAGCGGAAAACGUGAACUGUUCUGCGGUAGACGCCCGCCCUGAAUCCGUCGGCCGAAGUCUGAACAAACACGGCGAAGAAUGUGAACAAAUGGAAUGCGCGCAAAUUUGCGAAUACGGGUUUAAACUGGACGAUGAUGGAUGUCACACGUGCAAAUGUGACGAUCCGUGCGAUGGGUACAUGUGUCCCGAGGAUGAAGAGUGUGUUAACGUCAAGGAGUCGUCGUGCACUGACUUCUUGUGCCCGUCUUUGCCAGUGUGUCGACCAAAGGCCGUUUACGCCAACCCCUGCGAUACCGGCACGCCCUUAACUGACGAUCUCAGUGGAGCCCCGGUGGCUUGUGCUCUUCGCUCUGAAGAUGGUACCGUCUGUCCGGCAGCCUACGAAUGUACCGCCGUAGCCGGUUCCACGCAGGCCGUUUGUUGUCCUAGCUCUGAGGAAGAAAUGACGGCUGAGUCGUCUGAGGACUACAGUCAAACCGAAAUGAGGCCACAAUCUAUGUGCGAAUACCUCCACGAAUUUUCCGAGAACAUGGAAGGCACAAGGGACGGCAUGACCCUUGCCCUUCCAAUGCCGAACUGCGACUCCGAAGGGAACUACCUCGCGACUCAGUGUUCCGACGACGAGUGCUGGUGCGUGGAUAACUUUGGAACAGAGAUUCCAAGAACAAGGAGUGCUGGCAAUGCCACCAAAGACUGCGAGGAACUGAGAGAAACCAUGGGCUGCUUGGACAUCACUUGCAGGAUGGGAUGCGAAUACGGCUUUAUCCUUUCUGAAGACACGGGCUGUCCCUUGUGCCAAUGCAGAGAUCCUUGCUCAGGUGUGAACUGCAUGGAGGACGAACAGUGCCAGCUAGUCGAAGUUAGUUGCAAGGAUCAUUAUUGUCCACCAGUGCCAUCUUGUUUACCAAAGAAAGUCGGACAGUGUCCUUACUUAGUACCAGCCACCACGACAUCUUGCGACUUUGAAUGUAAUUCCGAUAUGGCUUGUAAUGGUACCUUAAGGUGUUGCUCUAAUGGUUGUGGAACCCAAUGCAUUGAACCAUUACUUCUAACCGGUUGCCAGCAUCAAAGGACGCUGGCUCAGCAUCAAGCUCACGAAUCCGGCAUACCAGCCGGCAAAGUCUACAUUCCAAAAUGCAAAGACGACGGCAGCUACGACCCCAAACAAUGCAAUCCCGGAACCAGAGAAUGCUGGUGUGUCGACUUCCGCGGCUUCGAAAUCUCCCAAACGCGCACCAACAACACCAAAGACCUGUCUUGCGACCCUCCACCAAAAUCAAACGAAUGCUCCUUGGCCAAAUGUGCCAAAGACUGCGAACACGGUUUCCAACUCAGCGAGAAUGGUUGUCGCACGUGCACCUGUCUCGAUCCCUGCUCCCAAAUAUCCUGUCGAGGCGAAGGAGAAACGUGUCGGUUGGUGUCUGUCGAAUGCGUGGAUUGGCCUUGUCCAUCCGUGCCGAUGUGUUUGCCUAAGAAAGAGAACCCUUGCCAAAACGGAGAGCCUCUCAAACUAGGAAGUAGCGACGAACUGGUGACUUGCGGUCCGGAAUUCGAAAGUUGCCCAUCGUCCCAUAAGUGUCAACUUAGUCCUGUGGGGGAGUAUGCGGUGUGCUGCCCCAAACCACGUGAUGUUUGUUUUGAACCUCUCGAUAAAGGACGUUGUGUAGGAGAUGAAAUUUCGAGAAAUCUUACAAGAUAUUACUUCAAUUCUCGAACUAAUAAAUGUGAACCGUUCAUCUUCAAAGGAUGUCAGGGAAAUCAUAAUAAUUUCCACACUGAAAGCAUGUGCAACACUGUAUGUCCAGUUCUAAGCCAGUGCGAACGACUUCGAGAGAAGAACCAGAGAGCUGCCGAGCGAUACAAGAAGCCAACCUUCACACCCCGCUGCGAACCAACCACAGGAGCCUGGCAGGCUGUGCAAUGUCUCGAACACGUUGGUGUUUGCUGGUGUGUAAGCCCCCAGGGGGAACCACUCAAGGGCACGCUUACCAGAGGUGCCGAACCGCAAUGCAAUUUUAGACAGGCGAGGAACAGAGCCAGCGACAGGUCGGACACCAUAAGCGACGCAGAUUUGGUUUUAGAAGAACUGAUGAUGCAAAUUGGAACUCUCGACGAUGAAGAGGAACCUAAAGAUCUGAACGCUAAAGAUGGUACCCUGAUGGAUUGGGAAAUAUCUCCUGCAAGUAGAUGCGAAGCGUUGGGAGGCCAUUGUGAUGCCGAGGGGAAAUUUUUGCCGAUUCAGUGUGAAGAGGAGACUUGCUGGUGUGUGGAUGAGGCUGGAAACCAGUUGCCAAAUACAAAUACGUUUAUGAGAGGGGAACAAAUAUGCUCUACAACUCCUGUUGAGAAAGCGGAAGUAACCCUUGGCUUUCGUGGAGAAUUUGACGACAUCAACGCUCAACCAGUGGUGAAUCAGAUUACAAAAAUAAUCAAGAACUUGAAUGGUAACAUAAACAGCGAUGGUCUCAAGACUGAGAUUAUGCCGAGUGCUUUGUAUAUCCGCUUUUCACUAAUUGGAAGCAACAAAGUGGAUGUUGCUUAUAAACUGGAGCAAAUGGUUAUGCAACAGCGACUGCCAGGCCUUACAGCUGACAUUACCCGCUCCAGGGUAAUUCAUAAGUUAUUUUCGCAAGAUCCGAUGCAGGUGGACAAAAUCAUAGCUUUGGAACAGAGGGAAAUCGUUUCACAAUCUCCCGUCUCAGUAGUAGCCCCAUACCACACAGCUUUGAUCGUCAUCGCAGCAGCCUCGACUUUUGUUAUUUGUAUCCUCACGCUGUUGGUCAUUUUGUACAGAAGAAAGAUGAACAACGUCAAUGCUCAAAAAGUUGUUGAGCAGGAUAACCGAUUCAUAUCUGCCAACAAUCGACCGAUUUAUAUCGAAUUGCCAAACGAAAAGUACAGCUCUUUAUCGCCAGAUUUGAACGCAAGAAAGACAUAAGCGUGUGUGUAUGUACAGUUUUAGUUGUGUAAAAUAAUAAAUUAGUUUAACUAACGCUAUUUUUUUAUUUAUAGAAUUUAUGCCACUUGGAUAAAACAAUAUGUUUGUGAUUUUUUUAUGUAUUUUAUAAUAAGACUUUAGGUUAUAUAUUUGUGUAGGUUUUAUUCAUCUGGCAUCUGAAUAAGUUAU
Molecule: messenger RNA, 4440 nt
Organism: Anoplophora glabripennis (Asian longhorned beetle)
Lineage: Eukaryota; Metazoa; Arthropoda; Insecta; Coleoptera; Cerambycidae
Product: balbiani ring protein 3-like
Exons: 19
Coding region: 187-4251 (1354 amino acids)
Biological process (GO): cell-matrix adhesion
Cellular component (GO): extracellular region; basement membrane
Molecular function (GO): serine-type endopeptidase inhibitor activity
Source: RefSeq, a predicted model, not a curated record